Messenger RNA from Cannabis sativa, 1209 nucleotides. RefSeq names its product probable receptor-like protein kinase At1g49730. Gene Ontology annotation, cellular component: plasma membrane. Gene Ontology annotation, molecular function: protein kinase activity; ATP binding. The record is from RefSeq and is a predicted model, not a curated record. Gene Ontology annotation, biological process: protein phosphorylation. The transcript has 7 exons. The coding region runs from base 109 to 1014 and encodes 301 amino acids. NCBI's taxonomy places the organism in Eukaryota, Viridiplantae, Streptophyta, Magnoliopsida, Rosales, Cannabaceae.
AAUAAUUAAUAUGAAAAUUAUUAUGGAGAGUUCAUCCACUUCUAUACUACUACUCAUAACUACCUUUGGUAUCUCAAAGAAUUACACUUCACGUCAACCCAAUUUCCAAUGGACCUUCCGAUCCGCAAGUUCAGCCUUAACCUUCUCGCCUGGCUUCACCGAUCUCGUCGCCGGCGUCUAUCAUUUAUCAAGCGCUAUGCAUAUAAAGAUAUAAAGAGAGCAACAGAUGGUUUUCACAGAAUUGUUUAUAGCAAUAAUCACAGCGCUGCAUAUAAGGCAAAAUUUCGAGAUGGUGGGAUUGUAUUAGUAAAAGAAAUUACAGACAUAAAUCAAGAAAAGGAAGUGUUCUACAGAGAAGUCCAACUCUUGGGGUGUUUGCAUCACCGCCACCUCCUUACUCUCCGUGGUUUUUCUUUUGGUCAUAAGAAGAGAUUGUUGGUGUUUGACAACGUAGAAAAUGGGAGCUUGAAGGAGCAUCUUAAUGAUCCUCUUAGAACUCCCCUUAAUUGGAGGACUAGGCUACAAAUAGCUACGGGAGUAGUAGCUGCAUUGGAAUACUUGCUUCUCUUCAAUGAUCCACCAAUCUACCAUGUCUCCAUAAACUCAAGUAACAUCAUGCUAGACGAGAAUUUCAACGCAAAGCUCUCUGAUAUUGGCAUUGUUACUUCUACUGGAGAUAAUGAAACAGUGCCUCAUACCUCAUGCUCAAAAGAUAGUAUGGAUCAGGAAUGUAGUAACAUUAUAUACCAACUUGGUGUGCUGAUCUUGGAGCUGGUUACUGGUCAAUCCUCAGAUAAUGGUGAUGCUGAUUUGGUGCAAUGGAUCCAGGAGUCUCGAUUCCGAAACUCCAUCCAUAACAUGAUAGAUCCUGAUCUGGGCAAUACCUAUGAUAAUAGAGAGCUUAGAAGUCUUCUGGCUGUAGCUAAAUUAUGCAUUGUAUCUCGGGAAAAACCAACGUUUUCAGUUCUACAAAUAUUUCGGUAUUUUCAGAAGAAGGUAGAAAUUCCACAGUGAAUAAAUUUAACUCUCAAAGCAACACUUUUUGGAAAUUUUAUAGUGAUUUUUUUUUUAUUCAAUUCAUUGGUUGUUUCAUUCUAUAAUAUUUGUGUAGUAGACUGUAGACACAAUAGUGGGAUCUUCAUGGAAACCUGACAAUAUUCAAAGAGAAAAGCAGAAAUAAUAAUAAUAUAUGUAUAUUUUUUUACGUUA